Messenger RNA from Pelecanus crispus (Dalmatian pelican), 1089 nucleotides. It is a transcript of the gene PCBP3, whose product is annotated as poly(rC) binding protein 3. Gene Ontology annotation, molecular function: RNA binding. Lineage: Eukaryota; Metazoa; Chordata; Aves; Pelecaniformes; Pelecanidae. The record is from RefSeq and is a predicted model, not a curated record.
AUGCCCUUUUCUGGUGCAACCGGACCCUCCGAGGAACCACUCUGGAGCUCAAGGCCACCCUGCAGGGAAAUGGAGUCGAAAGUCUCCGAAGGUGGCCUGAACGUCACCCUCACCAUCCGGCUGCUGAUGCAUGGCAAGGAAGUUGGAAGCAUCAUUGGAAAGAAAGGAGAGACUGUGAAGAAGAUGCGUGAGGAGAGUGGGGCAAGGAUCAACAUCUCAGAGGGGAACUGCCCUGAGCGAAUCGUGACCAUCACCGGCCCCACCGAUGCCAUCUUCAAGGCUUUUGCCAUGAUUGCCUACAAAUUUGAGGAGGACAUAACCAACUCAAUGAGCAACAGCACUGCUACCAGCAAACCUCCAGUGACACUGAGACUGGUUGUGCCAGCUAGUCAGUGCGGCUCACUGAUCGGCAAAGGAGGCUCCAAGAUCAAGGAAAUCAGGGAGUCAACAGGUGCUCAGGUUCAAGUGGCAGGGGACAUGCUGCCCAACUCCACAGAGCGGGCGGUGACAAUCUCGGGGACACCCGACGCAAUUAUCCAGUGUGUCAAACAGAUCUGUGUGGUGAUGCUGGAGUCCCCACCAAAAGGUGCCACCAUUCCCUACCGCCCAAAGCCCGCCUCCACCCCUGUCAUUUUUGCAGGUGGUCAGGCCUAUACAAUUCAGGGACAAUAUGCUAUUCCACACCCGGAUCAGUUGACCAAGCUCCACCAGUUGGCUAUGCAGCAAACCCCCUUUACUCCCCUUGGACAGACCACCCCCGCUUUCCCUGGAGAAAAGCUGCCCUUACAUUCCUCCGAAGAAGCUCAAAAUCUGAUGGGCCAAUCAUCAGGUUUGGAUGCCAGUCCCCCGGCCAGUACUCAUGAACUCACCAUUCCCAAUGAUCUAAUAGGCUGCAUAAUCGGACGCCAAGGGACCAAAAUCAAUGAAAUUCGGCAAAUGUCGGGAGCGCAGAUCAAAAUCGCCAAUGCCACGGAAGGGUCAUCGGAGCGCCAAAUUACCAUCACAGGAACCCCUGCAAACAUCAGCCUUGCGCAGUACCUCAUCAACGCCAGGCUGACGUCUGAGGUCACUGGAAUGGGCGCACUCUAA